Epinephelus moara (kelp grouper) is the source of this 3478-nucleotide messenger RNA. RefSeq names its product serine/threonine-protein phosphatase 6 catalytic subunit. Gene Ontology annotation, molecular function: protein serine/threonine phosphatase activity. The record is from RefSeq and is a predicted model, not a curated record. Bases 51 to 968 code for a protein of 305 amino acids. Gene Ontology annotation, biological process: G1/S transition of mitotic cell cycle; peptidyl-serine dephosphorylation. Gene Ontology annotation, cellular component: cytoplasm. NCBI's taxonomy places the organism in Eukaryota, Metazoa, Chordata, Actinopteri, Perciformes, Serranidae. The transcript has 7 exons.
GGAGCUGCUCAGUUGUUGCAGGAAGUUGCGCAGACGACUGGCCAGGCACCAUGGCGCCCCUAGACUUGGAUAAAUAUGCAGAGAUUGCAAAACAGUGUAAAUACCUCCCAGAAAAUGACCUCAAGAGGUUGUGUGACUAUGUGUGUGACCUUCUGCUGGAGGAGUCCAACGUUCAGCCCGUUUCCACUCCUGUGACAGUAUGUGGUGACAUACAUGGACAGUUUUAUGAUCUGUGUGAACUCUUCCGAACUGGUGGCCAGGUUCCAGACACAAACUACAUAUUUAUGGGUGACUUUGUUGACCGAGGAUAUUACAGUUUGGAGACGUUCACCUACCUGUUGGUGCUGAAAGCCAAAUGGCCCGACCGCAUCACACUUCUACGUGGGAACCAUGAGAGCAGACAGAUCACCCAAGUUUACGGCUUUUAUGAUGAGUGCCAGACCAAGUAUGGGAAUGCAAACGCUUGGCGUUACUGCACCAAAGUGUUUGAUAUGUUAACGGUUGCAGCUCUGAUGGACGAGCAGAUCCUGUGUGUCCAUGGAGGCCUCUCCCCAGACAUUAAAACUCUCGAUCAAAUUCGAACCAUUGAGCGGAACCAGGAGAUCCCCCACAAAGGAGCAUUUUGUGAUCUGGUGUGGUCAGACCCUGAAGACGUGGACACCUGGGCCAUCAGCCCCAGAGGAGCUGGCUGGCUCUUUGGUGCAAAGGUCACUAAUGAGUUUGUUCACAUCAACAACCUGAAGCUGAUCUGCAGGGCGCAUCAGCUCGUCCAUGAAGGCUACAAGUUCAUGUUUGAUGAGAAGCUGGUCACAGUGUGGUCAGCACCUAACUACUGCUAUCGCUGCGGCAACAUCGCCUCUAUUAUGGUCUUCAAAGACGCGAACACAAGAGAGCCAAAGCUCUUCAGGGCAGUGCCUGACUCUGAGAGGGUUAUUCCACCACGAACGACAACACCUUAUUUCCUGUAAGCACAUAAAAACCAAAACCAUGCAGCCAUUUGUUCACUGCACAGAUGGUGACUGCGACAGUGGCAUCAGCACUUGUGAACCCAUAUGAAUUUUGUAUUGUACAUUUAGAGUAUUUGCAGUGCAUAUAUUGGUGCCAACUGUUGUUCCCACUUCGGCAUUUAAUGCCAUUAUUCUGCAGCUAAGAUCACACUGAGAUAUUACAGCUAUGUAAGUUGGCUAAACAGUAUGGCUGUGCUGUUGAAGUGUUUGAAGGAAUGAUUGAAACAACACAGAAGUCGGCUAACCCUUGUAAAAUGUUCAUAUUUAUAAAUCUCAAUUUUACUUUACUAUAGAAACUCACUCUGCUGAGCAAAUUGCAGGUGCAGUGUUAUAUACAACAUUUCAUUUAUUUUGUUAUGGUGAUAUGUGAAAGCUAGGUGUAACAUAAUAAAGCACUGCACAAAAGCAAAACAUACAUCUACUCUGACAAAUUUCAGUGGAGGUAUACACUUAGUAUUAUUAUGUAAUCUCAUAAAUAAACAUGUGAAUGCUGAGAAUUGAUGUGUAAAAAAUGACUAUAUCAAAUGUUAGAUUUCUGUACUGUUAAGCCUGUGGUACCGUCAAAGCUUCUCUGAUUUCCAGUUUGAAAUCCGAUCUUGUAAUUAUUAUUUUCCUGAGUGUCGCCAUGCUGUUUUUAAAUAAAGAAAUCCAAAAAUUGGAAAAAAGUAAACAUCAUAACUGGGGCACAAAAACAACACUAUGCUUCAUCAUAAUAGAUAACCUAUAUUAUUGGGUAGGAAACAGCAUUAUCUUAUAACAUCAGCCUAUUCAUGACAUAAAAACAAUGAGAGGAGUUGCUUUUUAUGGUAUUGCAAUCAGAUCAUAUCACUUGAUUUAAAUUCCACUUUUAAAUUUUGAUUUAAUUCCUCUGAAAAAAAAACUAAAGGAAAUUGACAUUUUUAAAGUUUGGAUUGUUAUUUAAGAUAUGAACUUUAACAAAAAACCUCACUUUACAGUGGCACGGUGAAGAGCCUUUACUCUCUGCUAAAACAGCCUCGUCUGUAUUAGAAAAGUACGCAGUUAAAACAGCAAGAGCUAAGAGAACAAUGGCCAAGCAUCAGGGAGGAGAAAACACUGAAUUGGUUAACAAGUGAAGCCUAUUAAGUGUGUAUGGUUGUUUAAAAGAAAUUAAAAAAAAGCAAUAUGGACAAAGAAUUCUAUUAAAAGUCACUAAAAUGGGGAAACUCAUCUGUGAUGAUAUACUCACAGACUCAAAAUUGAUCCAAAUUGCUCGUUUUAAACAAACUUCCUGCAGUUGUUGCAUUCACUAUUUCCCUUUUUCCACCAAAUAAGUUCUGGUUCUUAAACCAGUUGUAAUCAGGAUUCUUGGAACCUUGGUGCUAUCUAGUGAACCAGCCCGUGUUUUCAACAGUUUUGAGCAGAACCAGAAUAAACAAGGAUGUGUCAUUAACAGAGAGGAUUGCACAAUACACAGUGGAAGUAAACAGUAAAAGGAAGAUGCUGGAUUGCACUGAUUACCUGAGAGCUUUUGUUGUGUUAUUACAGAUAUUAGUUUUUACCCAAAAAGACAAGCAUGGACCAGCUGUUAAUGAUAAGAAGACCUAGAAGACUAUUAUAUACGAGACUCUUUCCAAGCUGUAGAAUAUUACUGGCCCACUGAUGUCGUCAGGGUUCACACUUAAUUUAGUUAAUUUAGAUGGUGUUCCCCUGUAAUGUGUUAUGUUGUUGUUUGAGCAAUAUCCCAAUAUAAUGAUAGAGUAUAACAGAAAAUUCACAGGUUCUUUUGUGAAGAAGUGCUGGAUUUCACCUAAUUGAUAUGAGCAAGGAUGGAAAAGCAGUCAGUCAUUUCCAUUCAUAUUUUCAAAGGCAGCUUUCUUUUCAGGUUCUGAAGUUGCCUCAUAUGUGUUUGUGGUUUUAGCUCUGCAAUAAGAAAACAAACACAUUAACAAUAAACCAAAACAUCAACAAAUACUAUGUAAUGAUAAUGUAAGUCAAAGCAUUAAAGGAAAUGAACUAGCUAUUCAACAGCACAAAUGUUAGGAAGUGGGGACAGGAAUAUAUGCAUCAAAAUAGGGAAUAACCUCCAUAGGCAGGUGGAAUGUAACUAAGUAUAUUUAUUUAAGUACUAUUUGAGGCACUUAUACUUUGAGAUUUCCAUUUCAUGCUACUUUGUACUUUUCCUUCUCUACACUUUGAAGGCAAAUAUUCGAUCGAUUCGAAAUGAGUUAAUUAAAUUGUGAUUUUAUUAUGGAUUAAACUACUGAGCAGUAUAUAAUGUCAUUAAAAUGGGCUCCACCUCUACCAGCAUCACUAUCAAUACAUCACUAUUAAUACAAAAAACUGUUUGAAGGAGAUUUUCCCUCACAUGCAAUUAGUUUGGGACAGGAAAGGCAGGAAUUUCACUUGUCCAAGCCACUGCUGCAUGAAGCAUUUCUCAGACAUUGAUAUUUGUUGUUUGACCUCUCUACUAAAAAAGGACAUGAAUAAAAAGAAAAGGCAAAUACAUUAAA